AUAUUGAACUUUGAUAGUCCUAAAAUCGCCAUCUUUACCGAAACCACUAGCAAGCAAUAUUCAAAGAUGGCACGGGAGAUCAAAGAACCCUGCAAGAAGGAAGCCUGCGACAUUCAAGCUUGUCUCUCCAAGAACAACUUUCUUCCCCAAAGGUGUAUCAGAGUUAUUCAAUUACUACAAUCAUGCUGUGAGCAAUGCGAGAAUAAAUCAACUCAUUGUGGCUCUGUUUCUGGUCUCUUAAAGCAAAUAAACAAGUGAUGUGUGACCUGAAAACAAAAGGGUAUAAGGAAAUGAAAUCUUUUUUUCUUUUUUGAGAAAGAGUAAAAGAUCUUAUAGGUAAUUUCAACUCUUUUUCAUGCUUUGUGAUACUAAAUAUUAUGUAUCCCACUAUCCUAUAGUUACAAGAAGAUAAAUCAACUCAAUGUUGAUCACUGUGAUAAUUCAGUUCAGUUGUUGAAUUUUGGCUGCAAAAACUGCAGGAAUAAAUGAUGACACACUCAUUCUUAACAUUGGUCGUGCUAGAGAUUGGAGUCUGUGUUAAUGCUGUAAUCUGUAUUCAAGAAAUCUUUAAAUAACUUGUACAUUUAUUAAUUAUAUAGUUACAUGCUAUAUCUAGGUUAACUAAA
This is a messenger RNA of Lactuca sativa (garden lettuce), 626 nucleotides long. RefSeq names its product Cox19 family protein (CHCH motif). The record is from RefSeq and is a predicted model, not a curated record. Lineage: Eukaryota; Viridiplantae; Streptophyta; Magnoliopsida; Asterales; Asteraceae.